AUGUUUCUCUGAGGAAAUGGAUACGGCUUCCCAACAACACCCGGUCAAAAAGCGAGUGAAAAUUCAUCCCAGCACAGUAACAGUGAAAUAUACUUCUCAUUAUCUCCAGCCAGGAGAAGAGGGAUAUGAGGAUAAUGAAGAUAUUGGAGUAUUUAUGGAGGAUAAUCCUAAGAAAAGACUAAUGAAUGAUGGGAAAAAGAGAGAAAGAACCUUUUUUGGUACGAUAGACACCAAGCCUCAGCCAGCACAACUGCCAAAACCUGAUGAGAUCGGGCAAUCCCAGCCUUUUCCUGAAGGAAAUAUACUGCAGUCGAGGAAAACGUGGGUAGUGCUUUUUGGCUCUGCCGUGGCUCACGGAUGUGUGGCUCUAAUUACAAGAUUAAUUUCUGAUCGUUCCAAAGUGCCAUCCCUAGAGUUAAUUUUCAUCCGUUCAGUCUUACAGGUGCUGUCCAUUACUGUUGUGUGUUAUUACCAUGAGCCCCCCUUUGGUCCCAAAGGCUACAGGCUCCGGCUCUUCUUCUAUGGGGUCUGCAAUGUUAUCUCUAUUACCUGUGCUUAUACCUCCUUCUCUAUAGUUCCCCCCAGCAAUGGGACCGUUAUGUGGAGGGCUACCACUACAGUGUUCAGUGCCAUUUUGGCUUUUUUACUCAUAGACGAAGGAAUGGCUUACAUAGACAUAAUUACUGUAGUUGGCAGCGUGUUUGGUGUUUGCCUGGUCAUGAUCCCGAACAUUGUUAAGGAAGAAAACUCUUUGCUGACCACCUGGAAGGAAGCUUUUGGCUAUACCAUGACCGUUAUGGCAGGUUUGACCACUGCUCUCUCCAUGAUAGUCUACAGGUCAAUCAAAGAUAGCGUCAGCAUGUGGACGGCACUAUUCACCUUUAGUUGGACGGGAACGGUGUGGGGAGCCUCCACCAUGUUCUUACUUCAGGAGCCGAUCGUCCCACUGGAUGGAGAAACCUGGAGCUAUCUCCUUGCCAUCUGCCUGUGCUCCACAGCAGCUUUCCUGGGGGUCUACUACGCCCUGAGCAAGUUCCACCCCGCUUUGGUCAGCACUGUACAGCACCUGGAGAUAGUCAUCGCCAUGGUCCUGCAGCUCGUCGUGUUGCGGAUCUUCCCGGGUGCUUAUGAUCUCGUCGGGGGAGCGGUUAUUUUGGUUAGUGUUUUGUUCCUUGCGUGUUAUAAACUGUCCUGGAAGAAUUUAGGAAGACAAGAUUAUCAGGAGAUUGUGGAUUCUUCCAUUAAAUGAAUUUUUGACAUCUGAUUCUGGUCAUGUGACCAUGUGAAAGUAGCAUUUCAGCUCUCCGGUGUUUUAGCGUAGUGGCCAGGUCUGCUCUCUACUGUUUAAAAUGUAGCAAUGUCAGCAUUUCCAGACUUCCUUGACAGGUGAAUUUGUUCUAGUGCAUACAACCGCUGAUAUUUCAUCGUCCCGGCAAAGGCCUUUUGUCUCCAGGCCG
Molecule: messenger RNA, 1457 nt
Organism: Eurypyga helias (sunbittern)
Lineage: Eukaryota; Metazoa; Chordata; Aves; Eurypygiformes; Eurypygidae
Gene: SLC35G2
Product: solute carrier family 35, member G2
Exons: 1
Coding region: 17-1249 (410 amino acids)
Cellular component (GO): plasma membrane
Source: RefSeq, a predicted model, not a curated record